AUGUCGAACGGACCCCUUGUCUUCGUCACGGGAGCUACAGGCCAUGUCGGCUUCGCAAUCCUCGUGCUCCUCCUCAAAAAGGGUUAUCGAGUCCGUGUGUCCAGCCGCAACCUCACAACUGCACAAAAGCUCAAGGACCUGCCCUCUGUUGAACCGUACGCGGACCAGGUUUCGUUCGUGGAGAUCCCGGACGUGUUCGCGGAUGAUGCCUAUGACGAUGCGAUGAAAGACGUCGACUAUGUCGUGCACGUCGCCUCGCCCCUGCCCGACGAUUCCCAGACCGGUACGGACUUUGACGUCGAGCAAACGUACAUCGCGCCAGCCAUCCAAGGCAACCUCGGCUUGCUCAGGGCCGCUCAGAAGUCCCCGACCGUCAAGCGCGUGGUCAUCACCUCGUCCGUAGCCAUCCUCGCCAAGAAGGAAGGUCGCGACACCGUCGGCCCAGACGACCUCGCUCCCGUGCCCGAGGUCAAGGACAUCCCAAAGCACCCCUUGGCAGCGUACGCGGCGUCCAAGCUGCUCGCCAACGCCACAGCAGAGGAUUUCGUCAAGACCAACAAGUUGCACUUUGACGUCGUGCACAUCCUGCCCGGCUACGUCCAGGGCCGCAACGAACCCGUCACCUCGUCUCGUCAACUGGUCGAACGACCUUCUUCCAACCAGACCAUGAUCAAAUUUCUCCUCGGCCACAAAGACGACCAGCCCCGGGCAAAUGAUUUCGUCCUGCUCGACGACGUCGCGGCAGUGCACGUCGCGGCGGUGGAGGCCCCGGACAUCAAGACCGGCGAGCGGUUCAUUGCCGCCUACCCCCGGCCUGUGUCCUGGGUGGAUGUGGAAAAGGUGGUGAAGAAACUGUUUCCCCGCGAGGUCGAAAGUGGGAUCUUGCCCUUGGGUGGCGAGUGCCCGGACUGGGGGUUGCACUUUGAUUCGAGCAAGACGACGGAGAGGUUGGGCGUGCAGUUUCACGGCAUCGAGGACAUGGUGAAGAGCUUGGUGGGGCAGUAUGUUGAGUUGGUCGAGAAAGAGACGAGGCAGAGCACAACGGCAGCUUGA
This is a messenger RNA of Cladophialophora carrionii CBS 160.54, 1053 nucleotides long. RefSeq lists its product as uncharacterized. NCBI's taxonomy places the organism in Eukaryota, Fungi, Ascomycota, Eurotiomycetes, Chaetothyriales, Herpotrichiellaceae. The transcript has a single exon. Gene Ontology annotation, molecular function: oxidoreductase activity, acting on the CH-OH group of donors, NAD or NADP as acceptor. The record is from RefSeq and is a predicted model, not a curated record. The coding region runs from base 1 to 1053 and encodes 350 amino acids.